Neurospora tetraspora is the source of this 1981-nucleotide messenger RNA. Its product is annotated as ClpP/crotonase-like domain-containing protein. Bases 207 to 1586 code for a protein of 459 amino acids. The transcript has a single exon. Gene Ontology annotation, cellular component: mitochondrion. Gene Ontology annotation, molecular function: enoyl-CoA hydratase activity. Lineage: Eukaryota; Fungi; Ascomycota; Sordariomycetes; Sordariales; Sordariaceae. Gene Ontology annotation, biological process: fatty acid beta-oxidation. The record is from RefSeq and is a predicted model, not a curated record.
AACCAUUAGUUAUUGACUUGUUCACUUGCACAUCGUUUUGCUCACUUUCCCUUUUAACCAUAUUCCUUUGUUGUCAUCACCUUCGACAUUGAACCUUCACAUUGGGACCUUAAGUAAACACCAACCCCUGAAAGCCGACGAAUUCGAAAACAAUUGAUUACGUCAUCCACCUCUCCAGGCCUCACACAUUAAGAAACCACCAAACCAUGUCCACCCAAAACUUCAAAACCCACCCUCCCUCCGUCCCCAACACCCUCCUCUCCUUCCCAGCCCCGCACGUCCUGCUCGUCACGCUCAACCGCCCCGCCCAGCUCAACGCCAUCCCGACGUCCCAGCACAAGCGGCUCGCCGCGCUCUGGGACUGGUUCGACGCCGAGCCGGCGCUGCGGUGCGCGGUUAUCACGGGUGCCGGCCGCGCAUUUUGCGCGGGCGCUGAUCUGAAGGAGUGGAAUGAGCUGCAUAGCAAGUUCCAGCAGAGACAGAAAGCUGGAGCUGGAGGAGGGUUGGUGGAUGGGGUGGAGCAUGGGGGGCAGUAUGGGACUGUGGGGAAGAGGGGGGAGGCGUUGAGGGAUGCUGCUGCUGCUGCCCGGGCUGGGGGAAAGAAGGGGGGUGUUGCGGGGGCAGGAGGGAGUGAUGGGUUGAUUACUACUGGUGUUGGGGGUGGGUACGGGACUGUUGGAAACAGGAAGGAAGCGCUCCGGAACUCGGAGGGAGUGAAAGCCGGUCAAGCGCCGGAUGCGCCCGCGGAGAGGAUUGCCAAGGAGGGUCGGGCUAGGGAUGGUGGCAAGAUGAAGGACGAGGAUAAGCUGACGAUGGGUAUCGGAGGAGGUUACGGAACUGUGGAUAACAGGCAGAAGGCGAUCGAGAGCGCCGCCCAUCUAACCGAGGAGGCUCGAAAGGGAGACCUCAACGACGUGGACGACGCCAGAAUCACCACCGGCAUCGGCGGUGGCUACGGCACCGUUGCCUCCCGAAAGGCGGCCGCCGCCGCACGGGUUGCGAAUUCGGAGUCUUCCCGCGUCGGCAGCCUCGGCCUCAACGCCGGCUUUGGCGGGCUCUCCAACCGCUCGGGCAAGAAACCCAUCAUUGCUGCUGUCAACGGCCUCUGCCUGGGCGGCGGCAUGGAGAUGGUCAUCAACUGUGACAUGGUCAUCGCCUCCUCGAACGCGAGGUUCGGUCUGCCCGAGGUCAAAGUGGGUGUUAUUGCCGUUGCCGGGGCACUGCCUCGUCUCGUGCGCACGGUGGGGAAGCAGAGGGCUGCUGAGAUGGCGCUGUUGGGGAGGAACAGGUACUCGGCGGAGCAGAUGGAGAGAUGGGGGGUGGUUAACUUUAUCGUCAACGGCGAGCAGGCGCUCGUUGAGGAGGCGGUGAAGUUGGCGGAGGAGAUUUCGAGUAACUCACCUGAUGCGGUACUGACGAGUAAGGAGGGGCUGAGACUGGGUUGGGAGGGGAUGGGGCCGGAGAAGGCGACGGCGGUGUUGGAGGGGGGCACGUAUAAGAAGUUGGAGAAAGGGGAGAAUAUGAGAGAGGGCGUGGCGAGCUUUGUGGAGAAGAGGAAGCCUGUUUGGAAGGAUAGUAAGCUAUAGUUGCGUUUGAUUGUGUUCGCGAUGGCAUAGGCAAUUCUACCACGGAGUCAAAAUGGAGGCAAUAUCUGGUAGUUGGAUUACGACAUGAGGGAGGAUGGCAUUCUUUGCCCCUAUCCUUCACUCAAAAAUGAUACUAUUAAGUCAACCGCUAAAUAUUCCCGAUUUAUGUCUCCCAAUACCGUGAACGACUGUUCCUUGUCCCUGGAUAUACACAGUACCGAGUCCCGGCGUCGUGGAAAGAUUCCACCUCCACAUCCUCCACUUCCCCGGAUCAUCGCCAAUCUUACUCCGCACGGAAACCGAUGGUGAGAAGCCCGCUGUGGGGUAAGCUUGGGGCUAGCAUUAGCGGAAUGCGGGGAAGUAUUUGUUAGGGCAUUUUAGGGCCUUUGGCCUGG